AUGAACUACAGCGCCUUCAUGGACUCCACUCUUUGCUCUGCCGUCCGGCGUCUGCACGAGACGGAGACGCUGAUGCACAUCGUGCAAGACUACCAGGAGCGAGCUCGGAGGCAUCAGCGGGGGCACGAGGAGGCCGAGGCAAGGUGCCUGGCGUCCGAGGCCGAGCGCCAGGCGCUCCAAGCAAGGGUGGGAGCGGCCGAGGACGAGGUUCGAGCUCUGACCGCCGAGCUCGAAGAGGAGAAGGGUGCGCACACGUUGGCGAGAUCUGAAGUGCGCGCCGUGGAGGCUCGUUUGGCCGAGGCCGAGCUGGCGCUGGCCGCCCGCGAGCAAGAGGUGGGGAACGCCCGCCUCAAAACCUUAGAGCUCGAGCGGGAAAUGAAAAACCUCGAUCGGAAAGCCGCGUACCACGAGGCUCGGGAGCAAGAGGCUCGGGAGCAGUCCCAAGACGCACAGCUCCUUCCGGACUUUGAGCUGAACCUGCUUAAACCGGGAGCAGGGGUCGAAAGGUCGGAGGCGGAGGCAGAAGCUCCGGGGGCCGACCAGGAAGGUCCGGCUGAGGCGGCCGAGGCUGCCCCCGAGGUCACCGAGAUGGCUUCCGAGGCUGCCGAGGAAGAGGCCUUGAUCGCGGAGCCGGCCAUUCCUGAAGUCGCCGAGCCCGAGCCCUAG
This is a messenger RNA of Phoenix dactylifera (date palm), 666 nucleotides long. Lineage: Eukaryota; Viridiplantae; Streptophyta; Magnoliopsida; Arecales; Arecaceae. The record is from RefSeq and is a predicted model, not a curated record.